Molecule: messenger RNA, 1786 nt
Organism: Cornus florida
Lineage: Eukaryota; Viridiplantae; Streptophyta; Magnoliopsida; Cornales; Cornaceae
Product: F-box/kelch-repeat protein SKIP25
Exons: 1
Coding region: 87-1280 (397 amino acids)
Molecular function (GO): protein binding
Source: RefSeq, a predicted model, not a curated record
UAUAUUCAUUACCAACUUUUGCCAUUUAUUGCCCGGAGAAGAAGAAAUCUAAACUCCAUCCCAACCCUUGAAAACCAUCUUCCCCAAUGAGUCCCAUACCUAAAACUACUGGUUCAACUUCCAUAACCACCACCGGAUCCGCCGUGAAACGCCGCAAACUCACUGGAAAAGACUACCACCAGCCUCUUCUACCUGGACUCCCCGAUCACAUCGCCCAACUCUGCCUCUCUCCUCUUCCCCCUUCCCUUCUCUACUCCGUCUGCCGCUCAUGGCGUCGCCUCAUCUAUUCCCCCUCUUUCCCUCCUUUUCUCUCUCUUUACGCUCUCUUUCUAUCAGACCAAACAACCCAAAAUUCAAACUCUAUCAACUUCUUCUCCUUCGAUCCGAUCUCGUCAAAAUGGCAUUCCCUCCCUCCACCACCGCCUGAUCCGCCGCUUCACCUCCUCCUCCGCCACCCUUCCUUCAUCUCCCGCAACCUCCCCAUCCAAUCUGUGGCGGUUUCCGGCCACCUCAUCCUCCUCGCCGCCACGGCCGACCACUUCCUCCCGGCCCUCCCUCGCCCCCUCAUCUUCAACCCUAUUUCCAACAAGUGGGUCUUCGGGCCACCACUCGCCGCCCCGCGCCGGUGGUGCGCCGCCGGAAGCUACAGCGGCGAAAUCUACGUGGCCAGUGGGAUUGGGUCCCACUAUACCCAAGAGGUUGCUCGGUCUGUAGAGAAAAUGGUUGUACCCAAAAAUCAGAAUUAUUGCUAUCAGAGAAACAGUUUUGGAGCUGAAUUGAAGUGGGAAAAAUUGGGUGCUCUGAGAGAUGGAAAGCUGAGUAGAGAUGCAAUUGAAGCAGUUGGGUGGAGAGGAAGGCUGUGUAUGGUGAAUGUGAGAGGCUACGCGACGAAAGAAGGGGUGGUUUACGAUGUGGGAAAGGACGAAUGGGAGGAAAUGCCGGCGGGGAUGGUGGCCGGAUGGAGAGGUCCGGCGGCGACAAUGGAUGAGGAGACGAUAUUUGUGGUGGAUGAGUCGAAGGGCGUGCUUAGAAGAUAUGAGCCGGAGAAGGAUGUGUGGAUGGAGAUGUUUGAAUCGGAGAAGCUGAGAGGAGCUAAGCAGAUGGCUGCUGGUGGUGGCAGAGUGUGUGUCACGUGUGGCGGCGGUAGUGGAAUUGUGGUGGUGGAUGUGGUGGCGUCACCGCCUAGAUUAUGGGUGGUGGAUACGCCACCUGGGUUUGAAACUCUGGCGGUUCAUGUCCUGCCCAGGAUCAACCAACCAGAUUUUCAAACACUCAUGUAAUGAAUUUGGGAGUACAUGGUAGUAAUGUUAGAGCACGGAAUAUUGGAAUUGAAAUUGGAGUAUGGAAUUGGCUUCCAAACAUGGCUUUCUAGUUUUUCUAAACCUCAUCCAUGUAAUGGUGGCACGUAUAGGGAUGAAAUUGUAAUUAGUUCAAGAAUUUUCCGCCAUCUCCAAGAGCUAUCCAUGGAAGUUUUCAGAAGCUCCAAAUUCAGGGUAUGUUCCAAUCAAUCAGGGAAGACCCAACCCGUUUGUGUAUUUGAUUCAAGACAAAAUCAAAAAAAUAUAUAUUCUAACUUUUGGCAUAGCAUUGGUGUCAUAGGUUUGCUCAUGACUCUGGAAAGUUGUAUAUUUGUUUACCGGAUACUUGCAAUAUACGGUCAUACAUAUAUACUGUUGAUAUAUAUAUAUAUAUAUAUAUAUGUAUAUAUAGUGUUGAUCUAUUUGAUAGUCAAUCAAAUCUGAUGAUGUGAAGAAGGGAUUGCUGUUUUUAAGAAUUAUAUUUGUUA